UGAAGUAAACGAAUAGAUAGAUACUACAAGACUCUAUUGUGGCAAAUGAACAUGAUGGACAUGGACUCGUAAAUCAGAAAAGUAAUGCAAAGCCCCUCCAGCCAUUUCGAAGGAAAAACAACGUCUACAUCAUCAGCCAAUUGACCAUCACCAGUCAUGAUUCCGUCGUUGGGACUGGUCGUUAAGUAUGGAGCCAACGUAACCGCUACCGAGACUCAGACUCAGAUGAUGGUACUCAGGCGACUGCAAGGCACAGUACCUGUUCCUGAGGUAUUUGGUUACACUGAGGAUGGUGGUCAGAGGUUCGUUUAUAUGUCUUGAUUAACGCCGAGACCCUAUAUAUGGAGGCUUAGAGAAC
Messenger RNA from Phialemonium atrogriseum, 358 nucleotides. RefSeq lists its product as uncharacterized. The record is from RefSeq and is a predicted model, not a curated record. The transcript has a single exon. Lineage: Eukaryota; Fungi; Ascomycota; Sordariomycetes; Cephalothecales; Cephalothecaceae. The coding region runs from base 157 to 321 and encodes 54 amino acids.